AUGGGUAUCCCUGGCCUCUGGGACAUUCUUGGCGAGGGCGAAGUGAAGUCUCCCGCCAAAUUGUCCACCGACCACUUUCGACAACACAAGCGACCAUUACGCGUCGCCAUUGAUGAAGCCGGAUGGCGCUUUCACAACCUCAGCGAUGCACAAGUUGCCGCCAUCCGCCAGAAAGUUCCCGAAGCCAAUCCCAUCGAGAAGGCAAUCUUGUGGCGAGUGCUCAAACUCAUGCGGAUGAACAUCCAACCAAUCUUCAUCUUUGAUGGAACCUCUCGGCCUUGGAAACGAGGUGGUGUGGCUGGCAAAAUCGAUUGGAAGAAAAUUGAUUUGCUCAGAAAGACAUUGAACAUGCUGAAGAUUCCGCAUCAUCGGGCGCCGGCAGAGGCGGAAGCCGAGUGUGCGUGGUUGAAUGAGUUGGGCAUAGUAGAUGCCGUGUGGACUGACGAUGGAGAUGCGCUCAUGUUCGGAGCCAAGGUACUGAUUAAAGAGCAUCGCGAAGGUCGUGGUAACACCGCGAAGAAAAGCGAUACGCUGGUCAGGAUAUACCGUGCAGAUGUCAUUGAGCAGAAACAUCGCAUCAAUCGACAAGGCCUGAUUCUGUUUGCUCUCCUCAGCGGCGGAGACUACGAUACCAAAGGUUUGCCUGGUUGUGGACCGAUGGCAGCCCUGAAAGCUGCACAAAUCGACAAUGGCAGGCUGGGAAAGAUACUAUGCGAGACUCCCUUGCUUCAACUGCAUUGCUUUACCGAAUCGUUACGAGAGUUCUUUCAGAUGCCAGGUAGUCCCAGUGUCUAUGUACCUCCUGGCUAUCCUCGAGACUUGCAUGUCAAGAAUUACCGCGAGCCGAAGGUGUCGACUUCUGAACAAGCGCACGACUUGCGAGGCCUGAAGAAUGGCUGGUAUGUGCCGAUCGACGAAGCAAAGUUGCGCCCUUUUCUCCUGGCAAUGUUCAACUUCGACACCAAAGCAUAUCUCAAGCACAUUGUGCCUCUCUUGCUGGUCAGAGAGCUUGUCCAGACGACGCCAGAGACUGUAGAUAAGAACUUGGUCUUUGAGCUUGAUUUGCGACAAAAGCGUGGUCGAGACCACAACGCCGAAUGUCUGGAGCGCCAGAUUACUUUCAACCCGAAGAAAUGUACUGAGCUCAAUCUGUGGACAAAACCAGAUAACGAAGCCUGGGCCGAAGGUGCCUCUUGCGCCAUCCCUUCCCGCCCCAGCCCUUGCCGCGCCAGUCCCACCGGCACAAAGAAGAGAAGUGCUUCGCCAGCAGAGCUUUCCGCUGCCACAAAGCGCCUGUUUCGCGAUCUCCACGGCGAGCCCACUCCUGAGAUGAUUGAGCCCAACAACAACAACAAUGAGGUCACCCAAGAGGAAGAAAGCGAGGAGGACGAGAAUGAGGAGGAGGACGAAGAGGCUGACUUCGCUUACAAGCCUCAUGCGAUGCAAAGCAACGCAAUUGCUGAGUUCUACCCAGAGACUAUGGCCGCUGGUGCCACUACGCCUAUUGCACCCACCUCCAAGCCCGAUGAGGCUGCUUCUCCUGACCCCGAGCCAUCUAGUCCUGUCUCUCCCAAGCCCACCGGGGCCCCGUCACAGCCUCUCGCUCCUACUCCUGGAAGUCUUUCUUGCCGCUGGGAAAGCUGUAGCAGAACCUUUUCUGGCGACAACGCCGCUACCCUCCUCUGGGUGAGUCUUCCCUGCUCCUACCUGAUCUCUCCCUUGACCCUCGAUCAGCUCUAA
Messenger RNA from Aureobasidium uvarum, 1740 nucleotides. The record is from the annotation of a GenBank genome assembly. Lineage: Eukaryota; Fungi; Ascomycota; Dothideomycetes; Dothideales; Saccotheciaceae.